GAGUUUAAGAUCGCGUCGGACAAUUGGCGGUUAUAUGUAGAACGGCUUGAACAGUAUUUCUUGUGUAACAACAUUAAAACUGAGUUGCAAGUGCCUACUUUAGUGACCGUGAUUGGUGCCGAGUGUUAUGAACUCUUAGUAAACUUGUGUACGCCAGAUAAACCUACUUCAAAGACUUUCACCGAAUUGACCACCAUUUUAGAAAAACAUUUACAACCUAAACCCAGUGUACUGGCAGAACGUUAUAAAUUUAGACAUAGGAAGCAGGGAGAUAGCGAAUCGAUGUCUAAUUACGUGGCAGUUUUAAAAAGAAUGUCUAAGACGUGUGACUUUGGAACGUGGCUAGAAGAUAGUUUGAGGGAUCAGUUUGUAUGCGGAAUUCACAGCGAGACCGUUCGGCAGAGGCUUUUUGCUGAGGAUAAGCUAGACUUCGCAAAGGCUUUUAAUCUGGCAGUUAGUAUGGAAGCAGCCGAGAAGGACGCCGCGAUGGUUGAUGGGUCUCGAAAGCCUGCUAGCGACGGGACAAGCACGGUGGCGUCAUGUCAAGCGAUAGCGGCGAGUACGUCACGGCGUAGGAAGGACGGCGCGCGGGGACCAUGGCAACCGCGGGGCGCAGAGCGAGGCGCCAGCGCAGGCCGGGGCGGCCGCGUCAGCGGUUGGCAGGCGGGGACGGCGGCGUCGGUGGGAAAACGGCGUGACGCACACUGUAACGCUUGCGGCGGGACACACGGCACGGAAACCUGUCGGUUCGCGCGUUAUGUGUGCAAAGUAUGCAACAAGCAGGGACACUUGCAGCGAGUGUGUCCGUUAAUGGUGGAUACUCACAGCAUGGAGGUGAAGAACAUGGUCCGGCAGGGUGAAACAUAUAGUGAGGACAGUGACAUGAGUGACGAGUUCCAGAUUUUGUGACGUGUUCGCGGAUGGUUUGGGGCGGUUCACCGGCGGUCGCGUGAGCAUCCACCUGCGGGAGGGCGCGCGGCCGG
Molecule: messenger RNA, 983 nt
Organism: Leguminivora glycinivorella
Lineage: Eukaryota; Metazoa; Arthropoda; Insecta; Lepidoptera; Tortricidae
Exons: 2
Coding region: 283-909 (208 amino acids)
Source: RefSeq, a predicted model, not a curated record